AUGAACACUGGAUAUAAUACAACCGCCUCUUCGUCAUCGCCUUCAACCUUAUUUCCACCGUUGAAUGACGCCAACAACUCACCUCCUUUAGACAAUAGUAGUGAAGGAGGCUUGCUUUGGAGCAAUGUCAAUACAUUCGCCAUUCCUGACGACACUACAGACAAAUCAGAUACAUCAUCGACAUCAUCGCCGUUUCCUUCGUUGAGAUUCAACCCUCAAGCAUCAGCAGCAGCAAUAUCCACAUCAGCUACUGCUGGGCUAGAGAGUAAAGAGGACUCGGCUGCUUUCAAUAUAUCUUGGGGAGGUGAUGAUAAACCACCCGUCGAGCUUCAUCCAGAAGAAACGCCAGUGGAAGAGCCCAAAUUAUCAAGGCCACUGCCGAAGCCUAGAGGCAUCCGAAGAUUGCCAGAGCCAGAGCCUUCUGCUGACGGUACAAUUGACGAAGAUACUCUCAAACGUAGAAAGAACACUGAUGCUGCCAGAAGAUCUCGAAUGAAGAAGUUUCUCAAGGUGGAUCAGCUGGAGACCAAGGUGAAUGCUCUGCAGGCAGAGAAUGCCAAAUUGACGUUGAGUAAUGCGGUGCUGGAGUCAGAAAAGAGAAGUUUGCAUGCGAAAGAAAAUGAAUACAAGAAGCGCAUCAAGUAUCUCGAGGAUAUAAUGAGAUGCAAUGGAUGGGAUUUUAAUACGGGAAAUCAUGAACCAUGGUGA
Messenger RNA from Mucor velutinosus, 708 nucleotides. RefSeq lists its product as uncharacterized. Gene Ontology annotation, biological process: regulation of DNA-templated transcription. Bases 1 to 708 code for a protein of 235 amino acids. The record is from RefSeq and is a predicted model, not a curated record. Lineage: Eukaryota; Fungi; Mucoromycota; Mucoromycetes; Mucorales; Mucoraceae. Gene Ontology annotation, molecular function: DNA-binding transcription factor activity. The transcript has 2 exons.